GAGGCAGGAGAGGAAGACAGCCUACUAGCGAACCUUUCACACCCACCAAGAUGCCAGAGACCUCUCUUCCAGUUUACAUCCUCUGCCUACUCACCUUGUCUUCAGCUUGUUACAUCCAGAACUGCCCUCGCGGAGGAAAGAGAGCAUUCCCAGACACAGAAAUCAGACAGUGCAUCCCAUGCGGUCCUGGAAACAAAGGGAAUUGCUUUGGCCCCAGCAUCUGCUGUGGAGAAGAGCUUGGCUGUUAUUUUGGCACCUCUGAAACUCUGCGUUGCCUGGAAGAAAAUUACCUGCCUUCCCCAUGCGAGGCUGGUGGAAAACCCUGCAGUGCAGGCGGGAGAUGUGCUGCAUCUGGAAUUUGCUGCAAUGACGAGAGCUGUAACGCUGAUGCUGCGUGUGUGGACGAAAACAGCGAGAGAAGUCGAAUGGCCUCGGAAAGAAACCUGACUGUGCUGGACAGCUCAGCAGGAGAUCUCCUCCUCAAGCUGAUGCAUAUGGCAAACGGAAACAGGCAGCAACAGGGCAAGCAGCAGUUUUACUGAGGCCGGGGAAGAAGACCCAGUGCUUGGAACAGGAGUUCUCUUACUUACGUUUCAAAACACCCUCUGGAAAAAAAGAGUCAGAAGAAGCCCUAA
Rhineura floridana is the source of this 635-nucleotide messenger RNA. Its product is annotated as vasotocin-neurophysin VT-like. Bases 51 to 542 code for a protein of 163 amino acids. The record is from RefSeq and is a predicted model, not a curated record. Gene Ontology annotation, molecular function: neurohypophyseal hormone activity. Gene Ontology annotation, cellular component: secretory granule; extracellular region. The transcript has 3 exons. NCBI's taxonomy places the organism in Eukaryota, Metazoa, Chordata, Lepidosauria, Squamata, Rhineuridae.